AUGAAUGGACCGUUAAUAAUUGAUUGUCUAGAAACAGACUGCUUUUGUUGGCUAAGCUUUCAGUGUUUCAGUGUGAAGCAUAAGCAGUGUACUUUCUACGUUAUCUUUCUACCAAAUAACAAUACAAAUAAUGGGAAAAUGAUGAAAAUGCCUAUGCCAAGUAUUGACAGUGUGAAAGUAGCAGUACGAGUGCGGCCUUUUAGGUUGAGAGAGAAGAAUUCUGGGAGCAAAUGUGUGAUUUCCAUGCAUUCCAGGACCACCACCAUUAUACAAGACCCUAAGAAUCCAGAACAUAUGAAGACAUUUAUUUUUGACCUGGCAUAUUGGUCUCACAAUGGAUUUCAAGUGGAUAAAGAUGGUGUGUUUAUUUCAGCUGAUCCUAGCAGUAAAUUUGCAGGCCAGAGAGAUGUUUUCCAUGAUCUUGGCAGAGGAAUUCUGGACAGUGCCUGGCAAGGCUAUAAUACUACUCUCCUGGCUUAUGGACAAACUGGCUCUGGAAAAAGCUAUUCCAUGAUUGGAUUUGGUGCAAAUAAGGGUAUCAUUCCAAAUGUGUGUGAAGAGCUAUUUCAAGCAAUUGAGAACCAGGAGAAAAAUCAAGAAUACCACGUUACAUUCAGCAUGCUGGAAAUUUACAAUGAACAGGUAAGGGAUUUGCUGUCCAAAACCAAGAAACCUGGAGGGCUAAAAGUAAGGGAAGACCAACAGCUGGGCUUUUAUGUGGAUGGUCUGAAGUCAGUGCCUUGUGAGAACUAUGCCCAGAUUGAAAGACUGAUGGAACAGGGAACAAAAAUAAGGACCACAGCUUCGACCAACAUGAAUGCCAGCAGCAGCCGGUCUCACAUGGUCCUCACCAUUCAGUUCAAGCAGGUUUUCCUAGACAGAGACCUCACCAAACAAUCCAGUAUUAAUUUGGUGGAUUUAGCUGGAAGUGAAGGGCAGAAAUCUUCAGGAUCCGAAGGAGACAGACUGAGGGAAGGAUCACGAGUUAACUUAAGUUUAACUAAUUUAGGAAAUGUUAUCAGUGCUCUGGCUGAUGCAGCCAUGGGGAAGAAAGUCUUGCACGUUCCCUACAGAGACUCUGUUCUGACCAAACUGCUCCAGUCAGCUCUGGAUGGAAACAGCAGAACAACUUUGAUAGCAGCCAUAAGUCCAGCUGACAUCUGCUAUGAGGAAACUUUAUCAACAUUAAGAUAUGCUGAAAGGGCUAGGAAGAUCCGGAACAAAGCUGUGGUCAACACCUCGACCCUGAUGAGAGAGUCCAGGGCAGAGAACAACAAACUGCUGAAUAUGAUUACCUUUCCGUACCUUCUCAAUGUCAACGAAGACCCGCAGCUCACGGGGGUUCUCAAGUACUUCAUUCAGGCUGGUACUCACCCCUCUAGCUGUCCCCGUUAGGCAAUAACUCCCCAUCAGCCCCUCCCCCAACUUUCAGAUAAACACGCUUCCUUCAUGAGUUCAGACGGUCAGGUGACAGUGACGCCACAAGGCAAACGCAAGAUCGUUGUCAACGGGGUACCCAUCACGACCGGGACGCAGCGGCGGCAUCUGGACUGAAUUAUUUUGGGAUCCAACAGCGCCUACCUCUACAUCGGGUUUCCUUCAGAGCGAGGCAGUGAGGACCUGAGCAGAUUUGAUUAUGACUUUUUCCAGCUGGAGAGAGCAGCCGCGGAGGGAGUGAGUGUGGACAAGCUUGGUGCUGUGAACAGUGGAGAUGGGAAGGCAGACCCCAGUGUCCUGGCUGUGUUCCAGGAGUACAUCAAACUGAUGCCACUGGUUGCAGAAGCAAAUCAGAUGAGUGAAGAGCUGAAGAAGGGACUUAAAAUGGAGCUUAAAGUGAAGAAUUUAGCAUCGUCAGACUCCAGGGGCGGUGAGCUACGGAAAGAGGUCAUGGUCAAGGUCACCGACCAAAGGACUCAUCAGGUGUGGAUUUGGUCAAAAGCCAAGUUUAUCAAUAGGAAAUUCCUAAUGGAGGAACUUUACCAGCGUUUUCUAGAUGGAGAAGACAGCCACGUAGCUCAGGAAGAUGACCCUUUCUGGGAUCCUGUCGAGGUCGUCCACUUGGGCUCAGCUCACAUCUGGCUCCAGUCACUUGCCUACUGCAUGAAGUUUGAGGAGCAAGUGGAGUUUCUAGACUGUGACGGGCUAGAAGAGGCAGUGUUGCAUAUCCACAUAGCCCCCUGCUCCCCGACAGGACAAGCACAUGGUGAGGAAGAUGUGGUUAUCGAUCCUUUGGAGCUGCUGGGCAAGAGGAUGGAUUUCCAAAUUCACAUUGUGCAGUGCCUUGGCACCAAGUGGCUAAAGGAAGAUGCAGAGCGGGGCAUUCAGAUGGGGUACAGGAUUUAUGAUCUUCCAAACGCUUUAUAUACCAAGGCUGUAUGGAAAAUUGUGAAUCCCCACAUUGAAGAGACUGUCCAAUUCACAGCCUUAAAUGCAUCUCAGGAGUUUCUGAAUUAUCUACAGACAGAUGCUCUCAUUGUUGAUUUAUGGGGUCUUCAAGAAGGCUGUGCUGAACUGAGCUGCUCUCAACUGGACCUCAUGGUCACAAGUGAAGGCCAUGUCAUGGUGGACACCAAGAAAAUUUCCACUGUGACGGAUACAGGCCAGACGACAUCAAACCAGAUACCAGAGCUUUACCUGAAGCUGCUCAAGUUAGAACAGGAGACAGAAUUGCUAAGAAACAUUAACAGAGUCCUCAGAGAGGAAAAUGUGUUUCUUAAAGAAUCUAUUGAAAAAAUUGGUUCUCAUCAACAAGCACAUAAGCCUUUCAAUACCCUGAAGAUAACUGCAGUGACAGCACAGUUGCCAGCAGCCAGAGAUAAUCAGAUGUGCAUGCAGCAAGCCAGCUACGACAGAGAAUUUGCCAAAGCUCUUAAGGUGUUCUACCAAAGCAUGAAUGUGGCAAGAGGACAGUUUCUCAAACUGAGACAUUAUAAGCCUCCUGAAGAUGAGCAAAUGCUUCAACCAUUUGUACACCAACAGUCACAAAUGUUAAAGGACUUUGGGGACCUACUUGAAUCCAGCUUGUGGAAACUGAAAAAUGAUGUUGCUCUUAUAGUGAAAAAGAAGAGAGAAUGUUUAUUGCAUAUGGAAUAG
This is a messenger RNA of Hippopotamus amphibius kiboko, 3093 nucleotides long. Its product is annotated as kinesin-like protein KIF28P. Gene Ontology annotation, cellular component: kinesin complex; microtubule. Gene Ontology annotation, biological process: microtubule-based movement; cytoskeleton-dependent intracellular transport. NCBI's taxonomy places the organism in Eukaryota, Metazoa, Chordata, Mammalia, Artiodactyla, Hippopotamidae. The transcript has 23 exons. The record is from RefSeq and is a predicted model, not a curated record. Gene Ontology annotation, molecular function: microtubule binding; microtubule motor activity; ATP binding.